UUGAGCACAGGGAGAAGAGUUGGGGCAAGUGUGUAUGUGUGUGUGAGUGAGUGCGAGCGUGCGUUUGUUUCACUCCUUUACGUGGGCAUUAGGCAACAGCUGGAUUACUCCGAGGCGUCACCAAUGGAGGAGCCACGUCUGCCGGCGCAGCAGGUUGAUGAAGUGUUUCUCUGGGCGUGCCCUGCCCACGGAGCGGACUGCUGAGGAUGACCCUGGAGCUCCAGCCCACCAGAAGCAACAUGAACCUGGUCAGCGAGGACGCGAGUGACACCAUGGACAACCUGGACACCCGAGAGCUGGACUUCGGGGAUGAGGAAGAGGUUGACUUACCCCACACAGGAGACUCCUGCAUCCCCUUCUCAGCCGUGUACCAGACCGUGGGCUUCAAGGAGACCGAGGCCAAGAUCUACCUGGUGGCCACGCCCAUCACCGCCAAGAUCCUGGAGGUGGAGCGCACCGCCGCCGCACACGACCGCUUCACCCAGAGGGGCAACUCCAAGAUGCCAGCGGUGUUUAAGAUUGAGCUGCGGCAUGGCACCUUCACCUGGGAGGUGAAGCGGAAGGAGAAGCACUUCAUGGAGCUGCACAGGGAGUUGCUGCGCUACAAGACUCUCAUGAGGAUCCCCCUACCCUCCCGCAGUCACACGGUGAGGAGGAAGAGCAUCAGGAGGAGCGAGGCGAGGCAGAUGCCCAACCUGCCACGAGGAGGGGACGACCUGGCCAGAGAGGAGCAGGUGUCCAGCCGGAGGAGACAACUGGAAGACUAUCUGAACAAGCUGCUGAGAAUGGCCAUGUACAGAAAGUACCACGCCACAAUGGAGUUUAUCGAUGUGAGCCAGAUGUCCUUCAUUCAUGACUUGGGACCAAAAGGCUUAGAGGGGAUGAUCCAGAAAAGGUCUGGCGGGCAUCGCAUCCCAGGAAUGAACUGCUGCGGUCAGGGCAAGGUCGGCUACCGCUGGUCAAAAAGGUGGCUGGUGGUGAAGGACUCCUUCCUGCUGUACAUGAAGCCGGACACUGGAGCCAUCUCCUUUGUGCUCCUGUUUGACAAGGAGUUCACGGUCAAGAUGGACUCCAAGGAGACGGAGACGCGCCACGGGGUGCGGAUCGACAGCCUCAGCAGGGCACUGGUGAUUAAAUGUACUAGUUACCGGCUUGCACGCUGGUGGGGGCAGUCCAUUGAGGACUUUGCGCGGAAGCACGGCAGGGCCUUCCUCAGGGACCAUCGCUUUGAGUCUUUCGCCAGAGAGGAGGAGAACAUCCCAGCCAAAUGGUAUGUCAAUGGGAAAACCUACAUGGAGGACCUAGCCAAUGCUAUGGAGGAGGCCAGAGAGGAGAUCUUCAUCACUGACUGGUGGCUGAGUCCGGAGAUCUUCCUGAAGCGGCCGGUGGUGGAGGGCAAUCACUGGCGAUUAGACUGCAUCCUCAGGCGCAAGGCACAACAAGGAGUGAAGAUCUUUGUCAUGCUGUACAAGGAAGUGGAGCUGGCACUGGGCAUCAACAGUGGAUAUAGCAAGCGGACACUUAUGCACCUACACCCUAACAUCAAGGUGAUGAGACAUCCUGAUCAUGUCUCGUCCUCUGUCUAUCUCUGGGCACAUCAUGAGAAAAUUGUUGUCAUUGACCAAUCUGUGGGCUUCGUCGGGGGGAUUGACCUGGCCUACGGUCGCUGGGACGACAAGGACCAUCGACUGACCGACGUAGGGAGUGUCACCCGAGCUGUCUCCGCAGCACUGGAACAGCCCGCAGACGCGCCUGACCACAGGACAGCCCCCGCAGGCGACGCGGGACAGAGCAACGGGCGCUCGGACGGCGGAGGGGGAAAGCUGGACGUGAAGGACCAGCCCAAGAUCAAGGGCGUGGGGCGCACGCGCAAGAGCCGCUUCAGCCUCUACCGACACCUCCACCGUCACCAUGCCGACAGCGUGGACAGUGUGGACAGCUCAGAAGACCGAGGCUCAACACGUAGCCUGCAGACAGGCGUAGGAGAGCUGAUGGGAAACACGCGCUUCUGGCACGGCAAAGACUACUGCAACUUCGUCUACAAAGACUGGGUCCAACUGGAGAAACCUUUUGAUGAUUUUAUCGACAGGUACACAACCCCUAGGAUGCCCUGGCAUGAUAUCUCCUCAGUGGUUCACGGGAAGGCGGCUCGCGAUGUGGCAAGACAUUUCAUCCAGCGCUGGAACUUCACAAAGAUCAUGAAGCCAAAGUACAGGUCGCUCUCUCACCCAUUUUUACUGCCCAAAUCACACACCACAGCCAGUGAACUGAGAUACCAAGUGCCAGGGUGCGUUCAGGCUAAAGUGCAGGUGCUGCGCUCUGCUGCUGAUUGGUCUGCUGGUAUAAAGUACCACGAGGAGUCCAUCCACAACGCCUACCUGCAGGUCAUCGCCAAGAGCAAGCACUUCAUCUACAUCGAGAACCAGUUCUUCAUUAGCUGUGCUGAUGGCAGGCAGGUCUACAACAAGAUCGGCGACGCUCUCAUCGAGAGGAUCCUCAGAGCUCACAAGGAGAAUAAGAAGUUCCGUGUGUACGUGGUGACGCCACUGUUGCCAGGCUUCGAGGGUGACAUCACCACAGGCGGUGGCAACGCCCUUCAGGCCGUCAUGCAUUUCAACUACAGAACCAUGAACAGAGGAGACCAUUCCAUCAUCUCCCAGCUGAAGAAAGAGAUGGAUAACCAGUGGAUGAACUACAUCUCCUUUGCUGGCCUGCGCACACAUGCUGAACUGCAGGGGCACUUAGUGACGGAGCUCAUCUACGUCCACAGCAAGAUGCUCAUCGCCGACGACAACACAGUCAUCAUCGGCUCGGCCAACAUCAAUGACCGCAGCAUGCUGGGGAAGCGGGACAGCGAGGUGGCGGUGAUCGUGGAGGACACGGAGACCGUGCCCUCGGUCAUGGACGGACAGGAGUACCAGGCGGGGAAGUUUGCCCUGGGGCUCAGGCUGGAGUGCUUCAAAACGAUCCUGGGUGCUUUCUCCGACCCCACCAUCGACGUGUCCGACCCAAUCAGCGAUCACUUCUACAAGGAGGUCUGGAUGACCGUAUCGGGACGGAACGCCACCAUUUAUGAGAAGGUGUUCAACUGUCUGCCGUCCAGCCUGGUCAGGAACAUGCAGGAGCUGAUGGAGUUCAAGACGAAGACGGGGCUGGACAAAGAGGACCCAGCCAAGGCUCAGGAGCUGCUGAAGAAGAUCCGCGGCUUCCUCGUCCAGUUCCCCCUGGAGUUCCUCAGCGAGGAGAACCUCACGCCCUCCGUGGGAACCAAAGAGGCCAUGGCGCCCACAGAACUCUGGACCUGAGUCUGACCACUCCUGGCCCUCACCGGACUACCACUGACACUAUAGGGAAGGGAAUCUUCCGGAACAUUUCCACUGCACUGCUUUUCUGAGCAAUGAAUGACUCCUCCAGUGAAGCUCUGUAAUAAUAAGUGCCUUGUCAGAAACAAAUGAUUUGUACAAUUCUUUUGUCAUUUUAUAAAUGACAUGUAUUUAUAUGUCAGAAUCCCUUAAAGCAACACAGUGUGGUUAUUUUAUCUUUACCUUACAAUAAUGGCUUUAAACUUAUGUUGAUGAUGCCACACUGACUUACAGUAUGGACGAUGGACUCUCUGCUAUGUCUUGGCUGAUGACCGCUAUUGCACUACGGGACUUUGUGACUCUGUUGUCGCGGGUAGGACCAUGACCCUUGUCGCCGCUUUUUAAUGAGUUGUGUUUCCCCCUUAUUGCUGAAUGAGUGUAGCCUGGCUAACACCUACCACUUCUCAAAUGAGACGUGGUCUGGCAACCAGACGUUCAUUUUCUCGUAUUUGAAAAAAUGCCCAGAUCCGUUCAUUGGGCGCCACGGAUGUCUAUCAAAUGCGCAUAGCUCACCCAACUCGUUCGUAUGCAACGCUAAGGGCUGCCAUUGACAUCAGUGUAAAUCCUUUGGCGUCGAAUGUAGACGCAAGAAGGCAACGGAAACUUCUCGGAUGUUCUGUGAUUGGUUCGCCAACAUCAGGCGAACAUUUGGGCGUUAGUUUCCAGACUGGCUUAGCAGCGGGAUUGAAAUCACCGCGCAAGGCAGUAUGGGAAAACCCAGGCUAGAAUGAGUGCCUAGUACAUUGAUAAUGGACAAAGAGGGGAAUUCCUACGUUCAGGUCACCUUAAACCUGGUGACAAGGGGAGAUAUGACUAUCCCAUCCCACAUAGCACCCUCUGUCUUUUGGAAAGGGAAUCUGGACAUGUUUCAUCAGGAAUGCUGAUGUAACUGACCUCCAAGGACUUUUACACCAUGGCCCUCGGACUUUAGAAAUGCAUUCACUUUAGGAAGCAGUAACGGUAGGCUACUCAAAGCAACUUGUUUAUUGCUCUUCACUCCUCUGUAUUGAAGUGAUUGGGACAAGUCAUCUCCAGUGUAGAACCCAGCUGUAAAACCAAAACUUCUUCCUAAAGGGAUAUCAUGCUUCGCUCUCUCGCCACCCUUCUCUCUGUGAACGUGGACAGGAUUUGAGAGAUCUAGAGUAGACAAUCUGCCCGUGAUAGGUGGGAAGUGCUGAACCGCGCUGAUGCAAUCCAAGCUCCAUCCAAUGGUGGGCAACACAGACUGCAAGCCCAGAUUCCCUGAGCUCCAAUUCUGGUCCUUCUAUUCUGUAUCACUCAUCUGUUUACAAGCAGUCAUUCCACUGCCUCUCUCUCUCUCUCUCUCUCUCUCUCUCUCUCUCUCUCUCUCUCUCUCUCUCUGUCUCACUCUGUGGUCCAUUGAUUUGUUAUUUCUGUGAUGUACGUUAGUCAUUUUAAGACACCACUCUUCAAAGUCAGAUAAGCAGUUCUUUAUUGUUUCUUUACUUCACAUUGACAGCACAACAAUCCGUCACUCAAGUGUAAUAAAGCGAACCGCUCUUUAUUCUCACAAUUUUA
Sardina pilchardus (European sardine) is the source of this 4901-nucleotide messenger RNA. It is a transcript of the gene pld1a, whose product is annotated as phospholipase D1a. Bases 207 to 3305 code for a protein of 1032 amino acids. Gene Ontology annotation, molecular function: D-type glycerophospholipase activity; phosphatidylinositol binding. Gene Ontology annotation, cellular component: plasma membrane region; intracellular membrane-bounded organelle. NCBI's taxonomy places the organism in Eukaryota, Metazoa, Chordata, Actinopteri, Clupeiformes, Clupeidae. The transcript has 26 exons. Gene Ontology annotation, biological process: intracellular signal transduction; phospholipid catabolic process; regulation of microvillus assembly. The record is from RefSeq and is a predicted model, not a curated record.